AGAUGGUGGACGAGCCAAUUGAGGAGGAGGAAGAGAAGAAGGAUGAGGCAGCCGAGGAGAAGAAAGAUGAGGAUGAAGAUGAGGAGGAAGAAGGAAAGGUUGAGGAAGAGAAGGAGGAAGACAAGCCAAAGACCAAAAAAGUGGAGAAAACAACUUGGGACUGGGAACUCCUUAACAGUAGCAAACCUAUUUGGACUAGAAAACCUGCAGACAUUGCAUCUGAUGAGUACGAUGACUUCUACAAGGCUAUAAGCAGAGAGAGUGAUGCCCCUCUGGCUCACACCCACUUCACAGCCGAGGGUGAGGUGACCUUCAAGUCCAUCCUCUUCAUCCCCAAGACCUCCCCACCCGAUACCUUCCAGAGUUACGGGAAGAAGGUCGAUAAUAUCAAGAUGUAUGUUCGACGUGUUUUCAUCACAGAUAAUUUUGAAGACAUGAUGCCAAAGUAUCUGUCCUUCAUUCGCGGUGUCGUAGAUUCUGACGAUCUGCCCCUGAACGUGUCACGUGAAACCCUGCAGCAGCACAAAUUGCUCAAGGUUAUUAAGAAGAAACUUGUGCGUAAAACACUGGACAUGAUCAAGAAGAUUGGAAAGGAGGAUUUUGAUAAAUUCUGGAAAGAGUUCAGCACAAACAUCAAACUUGGUGUUAUUGAGGACCACUCUAACAGAACUCGUCUGGCCAAACUGCUCAAGUUCCAGUCCUCCAACUCUGAAACUGAAAUGACAACUCUUGCUGAGUACACAGAGAGAAUGAAAGAGAAACAAGAGGCCAUUUUCUUUGUGGCCAGCACAAGUAGAGAAGAGGCUGAGAAGUCUCCAUUUGUGGAACGUCUCCUGAAGAAAGGUUAUGAGGUCCUCUUCCUCGUGGAACCCAUCGACGAGUACUGCAUACAGUCUCUGCCAGAGUUUGACGGCAAAAAGUUCCAGAAUGUCGCCAAAGAAGGCUUGAAGCUGGAUGAGUCUGAGAAGGCCAAAGAGAGAAAGGAAGCCCUGGAGAAAGAAUUUGAACCCCUAACAAAAUGGCUGAAAGAGAAGGCUUUGGCUGAUAAAAUUGAAAAAGCUGUGAUUUCGGAUCGUCUUGACCAGUCACCAUGCACCCUGGUGGCCAGUCAGUAUGGCUGGUCUGGUAACAUGGAGAGAAUUAUGCAGGCACAGGCUUACGCUAAAGCCAAAGAUCCUUCUCAAGAAUUCUAUGCAUCACAGAAGAGAACACUGGAAAUCAAUCCCAGGCAUCCUCUCAUGAAGGAACUCAAGAGUAAAGUGGAGGCAAAUGAGGAUGACCAAACUGCUAAAGAUUUGGCAGUGGUCAUGUUUGAGACUGCCACUCUGCGGUCGGGUUACGCCCUCAAGGACACGGCAGGGUUUGCUGAGAGAGUGGAGCGCAUGAUGCGCCUCAGUUUAGACAUUUCAUUGGACGAAAAGGUUGAAGAGGAACCAGAGGAGGAGGAAGCAGAAGAUGCAGGUGGAGAUGAAGAGGUUGAUGCUGAUGGUGAAGAGGAAGACAGUCAGCCAGCAGCCGACGAAGAUGCCAAAGAUGCAGAAGAAACAGAACAGAGGUGCACGGCGUGCGGGCGUAAGCUACUGUGGGUAGACGCCGAGCAAAAUGUUCCGCCACAAAAGCAACAGAAGACCCCACCCAAAGUCCAACCCAAAGUCCAACCAAAAGUCCAACCAAAGGUUCAACCCAAGAUUCAACCAAAGGUUCAUCCAAAAGCUCAACCGAAGGUCCAACCAAAGACACAACCAAAAGUUCAACCAAAUAUCCCCCAGCAACCUAUACUGAAAACUAAACCAAUCAAAAAGCCAGCAAUAGACAAAUCGAAAGACACGGACGGAGACGGGAUUCCAGAUUACUUGGAUGAUGAUAUUGAUGGUGAUGGCAUUCCCAACGAUCAGGACGACGAUGAUGAUGGCGACGGGAUUCCAGACGUUAAAGAGAGAGAUUCCGAUGGAGAUGGGAUUCCAGACUAUCUUGACACUGACGAUAAAGUGAGAGACACAGAUGGAGAUGGAAUCCCAGAUUAUUUAGACGAUGACAUUGAUGGCGACGGAAUACCAAAUGACCAAGACGACGAUGCCGAUGGUGACGGCAUACUUGAUGAGCUGGAAAAAGACACGGAUGGAGACGGAAUUCCAGACUAUUUGGACGAUGACAUCGAUGGAGAUGGGAUUCCAAACGAUCAAGAUGAUGAUGAUGAUGGUGACGGGAUUCCUGACUACCAAGAGGCAGUCCGCGUCAAACCUACCGUAAAAGUGCAACCAAAAUUGCGGAAAACUGCCUCGACAGUCAACAAGGGAAAAGAUUCUGAUGGCGAUGGAAUUCCAGAUUGGAUGGAGAAAGAUUCUGACGGAGAUGGAAUUCCCGAUUAUUUAGACAAAGACGAUAAAGUAAGAGACACAGACGGAGACGGAAUUCCAGAUUAUCUUGACGAUGAUAUCGAUGGCGAUGGUAUUCCGAAUGAUCAAGAUGACGAUGACGACGGUGAUGGGAUUCCAGAUGAAUUUGAAAAAGACACUGAUGGUGAUGGAAUUCCAGACUAUCUAGAUGAUGAUAUUGAUGGAGAUGGCAUACCCAACGAUUUAGAUGACGAUGAUGACGGUGAUGGUAUUCCUGAUAGCGAAGAAAAAGUGAGGUUCGACAGAAAGAAAGACACAGAUGGAGAUGGCAUUCCAGAUUAUCUUGAUGAUGACAUUGAUGGUGAUGGAAUUCCAAACGACUUGGAUGACGAUGACGAUGGAGACGGGAUUCCGGAUGAAUUUGAAAAGGACACGGAUGGAGACGGAAUUCCAGACUAUCUUGAUGACGACAUUGACGGAGAUGGCAUACCCAACGAUUUGGACGACGACGACGAUGGUGAUGGAAUUCCUGAUAGCCAAGAAAAAGUGAGGUUCGACAGAAAGAAAGACACGGACGGAGACGGCAUUCCAGACUAUUUGGACGACGAUAUUGAUGGAGACGGAAUUCCUAACGACCAGGACGAUGAUAAAGACGGAGAUGGCAUUCCGGAUUGGAUGGAGAAAGAUUCUGACGGAGACGGUAUUCCCGAUUACUUAGACAAAGACGACAAAGUGCGAGACACAGACGGGGAUGGUAUUCCAGAUUAUCUUGAUGACGACAUUGAUGGCGAUGGAAUACCCAAUGACAUAGACGAUGAUGACGAUGGUGACGGCAUUCCCGAUGAACUUGAGAAAGACACUGAUGGAGACGGAAUUCCAGAUUAUAUGGACGACGACAUUGAUGGAGACGGAAUUCCUAAUGACCAAGAUGAUGAUGACGACGGGGACGGAAUUCCAGACAGCCAGGAGAAAGUAAAAUUUGUAAAGCCAAAACAUAACAUGAAGGUUAAACCGGGACUGAAGGUAAAGCCUGGAAAAACAAGGAGGCAAACGGUAGAUAAAACAAAAGAUGCUGAUGGAGACGGAAUACCCGACUGGAUGGAAAAAGACACCGACGGAGAUGGUAUUCCAGAUUAUCUAGAUGACGAUGAUAAAAACAGAGACACAGAUGGAGACGGAAUUCCAGAUUAUCUAGAUGACGACAUAGACGGAGAUGGGAUACCCAACGACCAAGAUGACGAUGAUGACGGAGACGGGAUUCCGGAUUGGAUGGAAAAAGAUUCCGACGGAGAUGGCAUUCCCGAUUAUUUAGACAAAGACGAUAAAGUACGAGACACCGACGGAGACGGAAUUCCAGACUAUCUUGAUGAUGAUAUUGAUGGCGAUGGUAUUCCCAACGACCAAGAUGAUGAUGACGACGGUGACGGAAUUCCCGAUUGGAUGGAAAAGGAUACGGACGGAGACGGGAUUCCAGAUUAUUUAGAUGACGAUAUCGAUGGAGAUGGGAUACCUAACGAUAAAGAUGAUGACGACGAUGGAGAUGGUAUUCCCGACAACAAAGAGAAAGUAAAAUUUGACAAUAGCAAAUUCAUGAAGUUAAAGUUGAAAAUGAAACAGAAACAAGCACAAAAAACAAAACCAGGGAAGUUAAAAAGACAAACGGUAGAUAAAACAAAAGAUGCUGAUGGAGACGGAAUUCCUGACUGGAUGGAAAAAGACACCGACGGAGAUGGUAUUCCAGAUUAUCUAGAUGACGAUGAUAAAAACAGAGACACAGAUGGAGGAAUUCCAGAUUAUCUAGAUGACGACAUAGACGGAGAUGGGAUACCCAACGACCAAGAUGACGAUGAUGACGGAGACGGGAUUCCGGAUUGGAUGGAAAAAGAUUCCGACGGAGAUGGAAUACCGGAUUACUUAGACAAAGAUGAUAAAGUACGAGACACCGACGGAGACGGAAUUCCCGACUAUUUAGACGAUGAUAUCGAUGGCGAUGGUAUUCCCAACGUCCAAGAUGAUGAUGAUGAUGGAGACGGAAUUCCCGAUUGGAUGGAAAAGGAUACGGAUGGAGACGGGAUUCCAGAUUAUUUAGAUGACGAUAUCGAUGGAGAUGGGAUACCUAACGAUCAAGACGACGAUGACGAUGGUGACGGUAUUCCCGACAGCCAAGAAAAAGUGAAAUUUGACAAAAGCAAAAUAUUGAAACAGGGAGUGAAGACAAAUCCAAAACCUGUCCGUAAAACUAAACAAGCACCAAGUAAACUAAAGAGGCAAAUGGUAGACACGAAAAAGGAUGCUGAUGGAGACGGAAUUCCGGACUGGAUGGAAAAAGACACCGACGGAGAUGGUAUUCCAGAUUAUCUAGAUGACGACGAUAAAAACAGAGACACAGAUGGAGACGGAAUUCCAGAUUAUCUAGAUGACGACAUAGACGGAGAUGGGAUACCAAACGACCAAGAUGACGAUGAUGACGGAGACGGGAUUCCAGACAAACAAGAAAAAGAGUACAAAGUAAAACGUACACAAAACCUUAAAGUAAAAACCCCACCACCUUCUGGAAUAGAUAAAACAAAAGACACUGAUGGCGAUGGAAUCCCGGAUUAUUUAGAUCAAGAUGAUGACGGAGACGGUAUUCCAGAUUUAAUGGAGAAGGACUCCGAUGGUGACGGUAUUCCGGAUUAUCUAGACACUGACGACAGGGUAAGAGAUACUGAUGGAGACGGUAUUCCGGAUUACUUGGAUGAUGACGAUGACAACGACGGCAUCCCGGAUGACAAGGAUGACGAUGCCAAUGGUAACGGGAUUCCAGAUGAGCUAGAGAAAGACACGGACGGAGAUGGGAUUCCAGAUUACCUAGAUGACGAUAUUGACGGCGACGGAAUUCCGAACGAUCAAGAUGAUGAUGAUGAUGGCGACGGCAUACCAGACAGUCAGGAGAAAAUAAAAUUUGACCGUUUUAAAGACACAGACGGAGAUGGUAUUCCAGAUUACUUGGAUGAUGACAUUGAUGGCGACGGCAUCCCCAACGAUCAGGACGACGACGAUGACGGAGAUGGCAUUCCCGACGAACUAGAGAAAGACACAGACGGAGACGGGAUUCCAGAUUACUUGGAUGAUGACAUUGAUGGCGACGGCAUCCCCAACGAUCAGGACGACGACGAUGACGGAGAUGGCAUACCAGACCGUCUGGAGAAAAAGCAAAAACAAGUCAAACCUAUCACAGGAAAGAAACCACCAAUCUCCAAAACAAAAUUAAAGCCAAAGGUUUCGGUAAAAGAUCAGAUAGACAAGACUGUUGACACAGAUGGCGACGGUAUCCCAGAUUACUUGGAUGAUGACGAUGACAAUGACGGGAUCCCAGACCAUCUUGAUGACGAUGAUAAUGGUAACGGAAUCCCAGAUCACUUGGAGAAAGACACGGAUCAUGACGGCAUACCGGAUUAUCUAGACAGCGACGCCAAUGGCAACGGUAUCCCGGAUUACAUGGAGAAAGACUCAGAUGGAGACGGCAUACCGGAUUACCUGGACACUGAUGACAAGGUACGCGACACAGAUGGAGAUGGGAUUCCAGAUUACCUCGACCCUGACGACGACAAUGACGGGAUUCCAGACGAGGAUGACCCUGAUGCCAACGGGAAUGGCAUCUUGGACAUUUACGAGGUGGACACAGACGGAGACGGAAUUCCAGAUUUCUGGGACGACGAUGACGAUAACGACGGUAUUCCUGACAUUAAAGAUGAUGAUGCCAACGGAAAUGGAAUACCUGAUAAGCUGGAGAAGGACAGCGACGGCGACGGGAUCCCUGACUACCUGGAUGACGAUGAUGAUAAUGAUGGCAUACCGGAUGAUCAGGACCCGGACGCUAAUGGCGACGGAAUAUUGGACAUCUAUCAGAUAGACACAGACGGUGAUGGAAUUCCAGAUAUUCUGGACCUUGACGAUGACAAUGAUGGCAUCCCAGACUUCCAAGAUGAAGACGAUAACGGUGACGGAAUUCCAGACGCCAUGCAGAGAGACACAGACGGUGACGGAAUUCCGGAUUACUUGGAUGAGGACGAUGACAAUGACGGUAUACCAGACAGCGUAGAUACAGACGAUGAUGGCGAUGGUAUUCCGGAUUCAAUGGAAGGUCGGCUGAGGGAAAAAAUUGACAAGACUCUGGAUUCUGAUGGAGAUGGGAUCCCUGACUACUUAGACGAUGAUGACGAUAAUGACGGUAUUCCGGAUGACCAGGAUGAAGAUGCCAACGGUAACGGAAUUCCAGAUAUUUUGGAAAAAGACACGGACGGGGACGGGAUUCCAGACUAUCUGGAUGACGACAUUGAUGGAGAUGGGAUCCCUAAUGAUGAUGACGACGAUGCUGAUGGAGAUGGCGUGCCAGAUGCAAAAACUGGAAUCAAAAUUGACAGACACAAAGACACGGAUGGGGACGGUAUCCCGGAUUAUCUAGAUGACGACGAUGACAACGAUGGAAUUCCUGAUUAUCUCGAUCUAGACGCUAACGGUAACGGUAUCCCCGACAGAUUAGAGAGGGAUAGCGAUGGAGACGGAAUACCGGACUACCUUGAUCCUGACGACGAUAACGAUGGCAUACCGGAUGAUAAGGAUCCUGAUGCAAAUGGCAAUGGGAUACUAGAUAUCUACGAAAUGGACACCGAUGGCGAUGGAAUCCCUGACUAUCUGGACCCAGACGAUGACAAUGACGGAAUUCCGGACGAAGAGGACGAUGAUGCAAAUGGUAAUGGUAUCCUGGACAUAUACGAAAGGGAUCUUAAUGGUGAUGGAAUUCCAGAUAUCCUCCAAAAAGACAGUGACGGGGAUGGGAUCCCAGACGCGUUGGAUGAUGACGCUGAUGGAGACGGUAUUCCAGACAAGUUGGAAAAGGCAGGCAAAGGUGGAAAGCCAGACAAGCUAAAGGACACGGAUGGCGAUGGCAUUCCAGACUAUCUUGAUGAUGACGACGAUGGCGACGGAAUUCCAGACAGUGAAGACGAUGAUGACGAUGGCGACGGAAUUCCGGACAAGGACGAAGCUCAGCAACAAUGUGACAAAGAUAGCUGCAGCACGAUAACCAACAGAAAAGAAAAGUACAGAAGGAAAGAUGGCGCCAAAGAAGAAGACGUACCGCAAUCUCUAGUUGGAAGACUUGUAAAUAGUGUCCAAAAGGUGUUCGGUGGCGGUGAUACUGAGGACGAUGAUAAAACCAAUGAAAAAUCAGAAUCGGCAAAGUCGUCUGCUAAAAAGGACAAAGACAGUAACGAUGACGACAGUGCAGAAGAAAUCGACUUAGGCGAACUUAUUUCUGCUGCAAUUUUUGGCAAAGCAGAUAGUAAGAAAGACGAAAAACAAAGAUCGUAACGUUUAAUUACAUAAACGUACAAAGUUACUUGUAAUUAUUUCUCAAAAAGACCAAAUAUUAAUUGAAAUAAUUUGAAUAGCUGCCACCACCACGUAAGGUAUAUUAAAAAUAAAGAUAAAGGUUAACGUUAUUAGAAGAGAACAGUUCUUCAACUUAUUCAGUGGCACGUUACAUGAAACAAAUAUUGCUCUGUGAAUUUCAGACAGCCUUGACCUGUUUUAUUUGACACGGGGUGAAUUAGUUGGCGUCUGUUUAAAGUAAGCAUCUAGGUUUACUUCAAAGGAGAAUAGGGCAGAACUACACCCCAAACUGUCUGUCUGCUUAUUGAAAUAAGGCCCUAGAAGAGCAAUACAGGUAUUUUGCGAAACAACUCUUUGAGGUUGGGUGAACAUUAAGAUAUUUAUUAGCAUUAAGAUAUAAGGAAACGUGAAGGUAUUUGUUGACGUUAACAUGAAACCAGAAUUGUUAAUAGUGAUAAUUUAUAACUGUAUUCUAAGUUUUUAGAACUUAACAACUGCAUAAGUCGCAUCGAAAACGCGGUGAAAAUCCCGUAGUGAUAGAAUAUAUUGCGUCGGUCUUUAGAGGCUUAUUUUAUAGACGUGAGAAUGUUAGACUUGCUAGUCCUUUUAAGGCAUGCAGUAUAUUGUAUUGGGUAUGUACAUGCUUCUAAAUUAUGUUUUUUCCAGUGGAUUUCAAAGUAAUUUUUGCAUAUUGUUGUUGGAAUAAAAGGUCGCGUCUAGCACCGUUUAAGUCAAAUCUUAUCACCGAGUAGCGCAAAAAAGUUCAUGAUUUGUUGACAUCAAUCCACGAACUCAUGUCCUAGUCAGAUUGGCGGCACCAUUGAGGAAGGGCUACCUGAAAAGUGGCUCUCCCUUCAGACCCGCUCCUGCAGUUUCAACUUACCUGAAACGGUGUUUGAAACGGCCGAAUGUGAACUUAAAGUGCAGAAGUUUAGAUGACAUAGUUCAAGUUAACUGUCGCUCAAUAAAAUGCAAUUAGCCAUUUUAGCUUUUUUUUAUUCAGCAUGAAUUGGUCUGAUGGCGGCGCUGUUAAAGGUUUGUUUUUAUUAUGGGAUAUCUAUUUUUAAGAUAUGUAAAUAUUCAAAGCAGAUUUGAUGUCGGGUUGUUAAGCAUACAUCGAGAAAUAAUUACAUGCAAAACUUACUGUAGGGCUAAGUUUUUAUCAGACGACGGCGAUGUUGUCAGGACUUACAUCUAUAUCAUUUAAGAAUCACUAUGUCAUUUUUUGCGCAUCAUUCUUAGGCAUUUUGCCUGUGCCCAACAUAACAUCAAAAUUAAAGAUGAACCUACAUCUUUUUAUAGAGAUUAUAAAUGUGUUAUUAAACUUUGUGAACUAAAAAACCGUAAAUACAGUUUGAGUUGUAUAUAUGGUUACCCUAUAAAUUGUUUACUACAAUAUAUACACAUAUAUAAGUAGACUAAUUGUAUCCUGCUUGGGUAUACUUCAGCCUACUUAACAUUUAGAUCCAUCUAUACCAAUAUCUAUAUAUAUUGUGAACUUUUUAUACACUAACGGGCGCAAGAUAUUUAACGAGUCAAGACGUUAGCUGAUAAAUAAGAUGUUAUUUGCCUUUUAUCAUUAUUAUUAUCAUAAUUAUUGUUGUUGUUGUUGUCCAUUUACAUUUAAAUCCAUCUACAGGCAUAUUUGAUUAAAAUAUGAAUACUAGUUUAAGUAAUGCUUACAGAUUAGAAGUCAAUUUAUAGUAUACAAUAUCCAAUAAGCUUAUAAGAAGACUCAAAUGGACAUCGAUAGCAGUCCAGUUUUCCUUAGGCUAGGCCCAACACUUUAUUUGUUAAUAAAAAUUAAGUAAAAUGGAUGUUGUCGUAGGGUUUUUACAAGAGAUGUCUCUAUAUGUCCUUGGUUAUUUUCUGGUGAGGAUUGAAUAGCUUAUGGGGACGACUCGUUGUUAGUGGCGGAGUGCAAUAUACAAACUAAUAAAUUAAGACAUUUGUCACUUUAUUGUCGACUACUGUAGUAUCGAAUCAACAUCAUGUUCUUUUCUACUUUGUAAGAAAGCAAAUAGCGGUAGUAUGUUGAAAAAUAUUAUGAUAUAGACUUGUUAUAGAGGUUGUGAUAUUACUUUCAGGAAGAUCGUUUUUUUUUCAUGGCGUCCUUCCAAUCGAUAAUACCUACUUUACAGAAAAAAUAAACAAUUGCUAAAAGCAUCUAUUU
Messenger RNA from Lingula anatina, 9885 nucleotides. RefSeq lists its product as uncharacterized. The record is from RefSeq and is a predicted model, not a curated record. Gene Ontology annotation, molecular function: ATP binding; ATP-dependent protein folding chaperone; ATP hydrolysis activity. NCBI's taxonomy places the organism in Eukaryota, Metazoa, Brachiopoda, Lingulata, Lingulida, Lingulidae. Gene Ontology annotation, biological process: protein folding; cell adhesion.